CUUUUAUUGGAUGAUUUUUAGUCCUUCCAAUUAUAGAAACUGAAAAAAUUUAAUAAAACGCCAAACAUUAAAAAAAAAAAUGUAUGAAAGUGUUCUGAGUCUCUCUCCUCAGCAACAGUCAUCAGAAACUCAGAAAAAAAUGGGGGAUACCAAAGUAGAGACUAUCUCUAGACUAGCACAGUGGAAAAUCGACAAUUUUGGCCCUUGUUCUUACAAAAAAUCUGACCCUUUUAAAUUGGGUCUUUGGAAUUGGCAUUUAGCAAUUGAAAAGAAUCGAUAUUUAUAUGUAAGAUUGUUUCCAGAACCUUCUCGGGUGUCAAAGGAUCAGCCGCCACUUGCUCGUUUUAUUCUUAGAGUGUCUAAUCUCGGUCUUAGUCGAAGACCCUAUAUUUCUCCUAUUCAUGAACGACUUCUUCGUAACAGCGAUGAUUUUGUGUGGCCUGUGGACACUACAUUCUAUGGCCGGUUUAUUAUUGAUGUGGAAUUCCUGGACCUGAAGAUCUGCCCAUCAACUGGUGGUCAAGCGGUUUCAAUAUGGCCAACUCAAGGAAACAUGCAAUCUUUGGCCUCGCAAAGUGCCCUCCAAACAAUCUCUCGCAUGCUUUAUGAGGAAAUCUGCACUGAUGUAACUAUCACUACUGUAGACGGAACCCUGAAGGCUCACAAAGCAAUGCUUUCGGCAAGCUCUCCCGUGUUUCAAAGUAUGUUCCUCCAUGAUCUGAAAGAAAAAGAAUCUUCAACCAUUGCGAUAGACGACAUGUCCUGGGAAUCUUGCAGGGCCCUCCUCAGCUAUAUAUAUGGAACUAUGAAUCCUGAGGAUUUUUGGAAGCACAGGCUUGGUCUUUUGGCAGCUGCAAACAAGUAUGACAUGACAAAUCUUAAAGACGCGUGUGAAGAAAGCCUCUUGGAGGACAUUAACUCAGGGAAUGUCCUAGAGAGGCUGCAGGAGGCCUGGCUUUACCAGCUUGAUAAACUUAAGAAAGGGUGCUUAACAUACUUGUUUGAUUUUGGAAAGAUAUACGAUAUUAAGGAUGAUUUAAGCAACUUUUUUCAAACUGCUGAUAGGGAAUUACUGACUGAGAUGUUUCAGGAGAUUCUUACAGCAUGGAAGCCAGCUUAAUUACCCUUGAAGCUUGUCAUAGGUAACAUGUAAAUACUGACAAGCUUCUAAUCUCUCUAGUGCCUUAACCUAUUUUAUGCCUUUUCUUUGUUCCUCCCUCACGUUGCUCUUUACUUCGCAUGUGGGUUGGGAUAGUUGGGAAUGGAUAUUGUGAGUGUAUUGUGAUACUGAUACAACAUAAGAUUUUGUGCCGUGUUUAUGUAAUGAUUUAAUGAGGUUUACUGCUAAUAGCAGUUAACCAGAGUUGUCGUCUGAUAAGCAUAAACUUCAGAAAGUAUUUUCUGUUAGUUACUAUGCACUUCUUCGUAUAAUCAUAUUAUAUAAUCCUGAAGUUUUACUAGAUGAUCGUGAAGUUUU
This is a messenger RNA of Chenopodium quinoa (quinoa), 1477 nucleotides long. RefSeq names its product BTB/POZ domain-containing protein At1g21780-like. Bases 80 to 1120 code for a protein of 346 amino acids. Gene Ontology annotation, molecular function: protein binding. Lineage: Eukaryota; Viridiplantae; Streptophyta; Magnoliopsida; Caryophyllales; Amaranthaceae. The record is from RefSeq and is a predicted model, not a curated record. The transcript has 4 exons.